This is a messenger RNA of Phodopus roborovskii (desert hamster), 1459 nucleotides long. It is a transcript of the gene Oscp1, whose product is annotated as organic solute carrier partner 1. Gene Ontology annotation, biological process: transport. The transcript is spliced from 11 exons. Gene Ontology annotation, cellular component: plasma membrane; cytoplasm. Lineage: Eukaryota; Metazoa; Chordata; Mammalia; Rodentia; Cricetidae. Bases 37 to 1215 code for a protein of 392 amino acids. The record is from RefSeq and is a predicted model, not a curated record.
GCUCUUCCCUCACCUGCCCUGCAGGUUUCCUGCACCAUGUCGGUGCGGACUUUGCCGCUGCUCUUUUUGAACUUAGGUGGGGAGAUGCUUUACGUCCUGGACCAACGACUGAGGGCCCAGAACAUCCCCGGAGACAAGGCCCGCAAAGAUGAAUGGACAGAGGUGGACAGAAAACGAGUUCUGAAUGACAUCAUCUCAACCAUGUUCAACAGAAAGUUUAUGGAGGAGCUGUUCAAACCCCAGGAACUGUACUCUAAGAAGGCCCUGAGGACUGUGUAUGACCGCCUGGCUCAUGCCUCCAUUAUGCGACUGAACCAGGCCAGCAUGGAUAAGCUCUAUGACCUGAUGACCAUGGCUUUCAAAUACCAAGUGCUGCUAUGUCCACGCCCCAAGGAUGUGCUGCUGGUCACUUUCAACCACCUAGACUCCAUCAAGGGAUUCAUCCAGGACUCCCCAACUAUCCUGCAUCAAGUGGACGAGACCUUCCGGCAGCUGACAGAAAUAUAUGGGAAUCUCUCUGCUGGGGAGUUCCAGAUGAUCCGGCAGACACUGCUCAUCUUCUUCCAAGACCUGCAUAUCCGAGUAUCCACAUUUCUAAAGGACAAAGUUCAAAAUUCUAAUGGUCGCUUUGUGUUGCCAGUGUCUGGGCCUGUUCCCUGGGGAACUGAGGUUCCUGGAGUCAUCAGAGUGUUCAAUGACAAAGGGGAAGAAGUAAAGAAGAUAGAAUUCAAGCAUGGUGGAAACUACGUGGCUGCACACAAGGAAGGUUCUUUUGAGCUUUAUGGAGACAGAGUCUUGAAACUGGGAACUAACAUGUACAGCGUGAAUCGACCCCUGGACACCCAUAUGUCUGCAAUGUCAAAGAACUUGGCCUCAAAGACACAGGAAAACAUUGCUCCAAACCCUCUUGCCAAAGAAGAGCUGAAUUUCUUGGCCAGGCUAAUGGGAGGGAUGGAGAUCAAGAAAAUGAGUGGCCCUGAACCAGGAUUCCGGUUGAAUCUAUUUACGACAGAUGAAGAGGAGGAACAUGCAGCACUGUCCAGGCCAGAGGAGUUGUCCUAUGAAGUCAUCAAUAUACAGGCUACACAGGACCAGCAACGGAGUGAGGAGUUGGCCCGGAUCAUGGGGGAAUUUGAGAUCACAGAGCAGCCGGAGAUCACAGAGCAGAGCACAAGCAAGGGAGAUGACUUGCUGGCCAUGAUGGACAGGUUAUAGAAGUACUGAUAGGCACCCACUACCCCCUCCCUCAAGAGGCUGCCUAAUGACCACUGUGGGGGACAGAUGGCCUGGGAUCCAGUGUGUUCCUGCAGGUUUCUUCAACUGAGAUCUGCAUCUCUUGUCCGUUUUUUAUGUCAGAACAAACUGAAAAUCUCUCAGAGAGCACCCUCUUCUGACGUCACACAUACAUGUGUAUUUUCAGCAAAAUAUAUUCUGGCUCUUAACCCAGACCUUCCCCCCA